Molecule: messenger RNA, 7454 nt
Organism: Lutzomyia longipalpis
Lineage: Eukaryota; Metazoa; Arthropoda; Insecta; Diptera; Psychodidae
Product: limbic system-associated membrane protein-like
Exons: 13
Coding region: 728-2278 (516 amino acids)
Biological process (GO): synapse organization; homophilic cell-cell adhesion
Cellular component (GO): neuronal cell body; plasma membrane; axon
Molecular function (GO): axon guidance receptor activity; protein binding
Source: RefSeq, a predicted model, not a curated record
UGGCUGCCACUCAAUUCACUCUGGCCCGUCAGUUGGUUGGUCUCCAUUGGACGACUCACACGCUGAGGACUCGGUCUUUGCCACUCGCGCGCGUUUCUUCAUCUUCAGCUACAACUCGCGAUAUAUUAUUGUGCUUUGGGAAAAAUUGAGAAAAUUUUCUCAUAAAGCAGUGACUGCAAAUCCUCAUUGAAGGUGGUAUUACAGAGUGACGUUGUCAGCAGGAAACACCUGUGAAAGUGUUCAGUGGGUGUAAGAAUCCCGAGAGAGAGAGAGUAGGAGAUCCUGAGAGCAAGCGAGGUACAAAUUCUUGGAAGGUUGUUUGGAGGAUCUCACGAGACGGGUACCACCACGAUGAAACUCUAGCGGUGGUGGUGAAUUUCUUAGCGCGAACAGCAUCACCAUCACACCCACUCCUUGCUUUGGGGGCGAGAAAACUUCUCAUCCGCCAAUUUUCUCACUGCACCGCCAUUUGCUCCAAUUUCCUCCUGACCAUCCUCAACAAACUUUUCCGUGCGGGUGCUAAGAGCGAAACAUUGCUUGUGUGCAAAGUGAACACUUCUGUCCGGAAAUCGUGCAUCACCGAUUGACGAUACAUCGCCGGAUUUGGGGAGUAUAUUGAUGCCACUGUGUGCCCCCCACGUGGAGUUUGAGUGACACGAACACAAGUGCGUGAUUUCAACAAGACUCUCCUUUGAGACAGUUUUUUUCUGUGUGAAAAGAAAAAAAAAUGGCUUACAACCUCCUGAACAUGGUGAGUGGAAGUUCUUCAGUUGUGGGAGCAGUAAAAUUCCUCGUGAUUCUCAGUGCUGUUGCACAAUUCAAGACUGAUGCUCAUGCUCAAUCGUUGUCCAAAAGUGAACCCAUGUUCAUCAGCAGAUCGGAAACUUUCAAAUUUGUCGCCGGUGAAACUAUCCAGCUACCAUGUGAAGUAGCGAAUACAGAAAACUACAUUGUGGCCUGGAAGCGAGGGAUUGCCAUUCUGUCUGCUGGCACCGUAAAAGUGACUCCAGACCCACGGGUGCGAUUAGUUAAUGGAUUUUCCUUGCAAAUUAGAGACGCAGUGCCACAAGACGGCGGUGAUUACAUAUGUCAAAUAGCAACCCUAGAUCCAAGGGAAAUUACACACACCGUGGAGAUUCUAGUUCCGCCAAAGAUCAAUCACAUCAGUUCAGGGGCACAUUUGCAGGUGAAAAAAGGUGCCUCUGUGCGAAUUGAGUGUUCAGCAUCAGGAAAUCCCACGCCAAACAUUACCUGGACCCGGAGGAAUAACAUUCUGCCAAAUGGUGAAGAGCGACUUUACUCACCAAUCUUAUCCAUCGAGAACAUGGACAGACACAAAAGUGGCAUUUAUAUUUGUCAGGCGAGGAAUGGUGUUGGCCAGCCUGCCAGCAGUCAAGUCGUGCUUCAUGUUCUAUAUCCACCUGAAAUAAGUGUGGAGACACCAGUUGUGUACUCUGGCGAGGGAGAAGAGGCCAUGCUCGUGUGUAUUGUUCACGGAGAAGCUCAACCAGAGGUUACAUGGUUCAAGGAGACGAUGCAGUUAGACACAACGGAGCGGCACAUUAUGGAGAAUCGGGGCUCACGUCACACGUUGAUUAUCCGGAAAGUUCAUCUGCAGGAUUUCGGCAACUAUUCCUGUGUGGCGGAGAAUCCCCUGGGAAAAGCGAGGCAAACUUUAGCCCUCAGCGGAAAACCCAAUACGGCAGUCUUCCGGUCUGCUCCCAUUAGUCAAUACAAAGACAGGUACAAUAUUUCAUGGACUGUCGACUCGCACACGCCCGUGGAGGAGUUUAAAUUGUUUUUCCGGCGGGUACCCCAGGGGCAUGAGAUUGACAACAGCAUAGAGCAGUCACAGCCGCUGCAGCACCAGGGUAUCAUCUACAGCCAACGCGGUGGAUACAGCUCUGGCCAUCACUGGCCACCGCGUUCCGACUGGCGGGACGUAGUUCUGCCCGCCAUUCCGCUCUCUCAUCACUUCACCCAGGGCAUGAGCUACAUGAUCCGCAAUUUAGACCCCAAUCAGCAGUAUGAGGCGAAGGUGCAAGCUAGAAAUCGAUAUGGGUGGAGCGCCCUGUCGGAGAGCUUUGAGUUCAGCACCUCAAUGAAUGAUGAAUACACUGAUAUCGCGUCUCUUAUCAACCGUGGCCUCUCAGAUUCAGAAAUGAGAGAUUUGAGCGUGACAUUCUACAGCCGUGCUUCGGGACUUCUGAUCAACAGUAGACGGUAUUUCCCGAUACUUCUGCAAAUUUCCAUAUUUUUUAUAUAUUUUUCCAUGUAAGAUAAAAAGCGUCUUCUUAUACACACACACUUCCCUGAUAUUGAAAGAAAAAAUUCCCAAUGAUGGAAAGAAGAAGACAAAAGAACGAAUUGCAAAAGUCCAUUCAUUUUCUGAAAACAAGAAAAAAAUACCUUACUCUUUCUCUUUAGAUUGACCUUUUUGUGAGGAUGAAAUUGAGAGAAAACCCGUAGAUUUUAUCUCCUUUAUAGACAAAUCCAAAUUGUAAAUAAGUAAAUAGAUGAUAAAAAAUUUAAAUUUCCUCACAUUUUACAAAAUCCCACAGAGAAUGGAGGAGGGAGAGAUGAGAAAAUGAACGAGGUGGAAGAGGUGAGAGUGGGAAGAUGAUGCGCAGGGGGGAAAAAGACACAAAAGGGAGCUCCCAUAUAUAAAUUUAAAUGUGUAUAGACCAAGAGAACACUUUUGAAUGUAAUAUUCGUGAGUCGCUAGAGUACGAUAAUACAUAAAUUAAUAAUAUAUUCAAACAUAAUGAUUAUGAUAACUUAAUGAAGAAGAGCUUAUUUUCUCGUAACAUUUCUCAUACUGUCACCAUUUUCUAAAACUCCAUUGCUGGAUCAUGAGUUUUGUGUGCCACAGUAGGAGUUCGCUAUGGGUAACUUCUUUCUCAAGCACAUUAAUUUAAGAACAUGUGUAUUUUGAAGUAUGAUGAGAAUAAAUUUAAUUUAAAUGUCUAAACUUGGUAUUUGUGAAAGAACUUUCCACAUUUCUAUUGUGGCAUACAAAUUCAAAAUUUAGUGACUUUCUCAUGUGUAUUAUAUAUAUAACGGAAGAAGAAAAGGGAAGUAGAUUAAACAUUCCUCUCUUAUGCAUUUCACCUCAUAUCUUUCAGUUUUCAUAUAUCCAUAACAUAAAAGAGGGUGUCCCACGGAGGUUGCUGAAUUUCAAUUAAGUCAGUUAAAAGGAUUUAAAGUUUGAGCUUUGAAUUUUGGGGGGGGAACAACAUAAUGUUUUUUUUUUAUUUAAAUGUUUAAUUAAUUUAUUUUUUAAAGUCCGUUGGAUUAAUUGUUAAGAAGUCUGCGGAAAAGCGGUCACGAGAUGAGGCUCAAAAUUACCUCUAAACGACUAAAUAGGGAUAUUUUAAUUUUUAUUUCAUUUAAAUUCAAUACCUUAAAGUAAAAUACGUACAAAAUCUAUAUUUUUUAAUCAAUAAAAGAAAAUAUUUGAACUUUUGAACCUUCGAACUGGGACAUCCUGUGAAAGAAAAUUUUCAAAUAUCUGCGCAAAGCCUCCAUUCGAAUGUUUGCUUUGCAUUUUGAAUAAUUUUGAUUCCUUAAAUUCAUUAAAAACACACAGGGAUAUCCUAACAAAAGCACCACAAAAUGCAAUAAUUUCUUAAUUAUUUAAAUUCCCUCUCAAUACAUAACCAAAGCAUUCUCUCCCUAUAUAAAAGCAUUCUGUGCAUUGUUCAACGUAUUUUAAUAAAAUUUCUUGGCGCGUCCCCCAAUCACAAUCGCCCCACUGAGCGUAAAUGUAAAAAAAUAUAUAAAAAAGAUGAUUAAUGUAUUUGCAUUUAAGCUUAAAUAAUUAAUUAUUAGAAAAAAACGUCAACUCUGCGGCAUAGCAGUGAAAAUUUACAACCAAGACUUUCCUUCACUAUAGUGCAGCAAUUAGUGGUGUUUUUUAUUUAUGACAGCACGGGGCGAAAAGUGGAGGAAAGUCGUGCUACUGCGGGAAAAUUGUGCACACGGAAUGACUAAAAAUUCAAGCGGUGUUACCGUUUUCCUUCUGUUACAAAAGAAAAUUCCAUCCCCACACCAAAUCAAUGGCACAUUCUUUGAUGAUUUCUUCAUCUGUGAAAGAGUACUUAAAGUUUUCUUUAAGAAAAAUUGUUAAGAAAAUUGCAUUUUUCAUUGGACAUUUAUAAAGAGAAUUUUUAAAUUUAAAAAAAAAUGUAGAAAAAUAUUUAUCAAUAUUUUAAAAUUACUCACAACACUUUUCAAGUCUUCCUGAAUACAUUGUGAAAAUUUAAAGCAUCAUAGACAUUUAUUAGUAAAAAUAUUAAGCAAGAGAAAUUUUGUAAAAAUUUACCUAAAAUUCACCAACAUUAGAAAUAGGUACAUAAAAGAUUAUUUUCAUCAAAAUCUAGCUGAAAAAAAAUUGGAAAAAGAAGCAUAAAGAAAAUUCAUCCACCUCCCCAUUAACUAAGCAUUCACCCCCGUAAUAGGACCCUUAAGAUGACAUGAUACUUUUCCCCUCCGUUUUGACUAGGUAAAGUAUGAAAAAGUAGGUAAACCUAUACAACAACACUCGUGAUCAUUAAUAAAAUUUUAUGCUUGGAAAAUUUUCAAACCAAAAGCAUUUCCCGAAAAUGUGCAUACAUUAUCGAUGAAAAUUUCCUCCCUCAUGUCUCACAGUGAGAGCUUAAAAAGUUACAAAUGGCCAAUUUUCCGUUUGGGGUACAGGAAAGUAUUAUAAAUAAUUAAUUUUGGUAAAUGCCCACACAGUGGAUGUAAUACAAAGCUUUAAACUUGAUCCAUAGCCGGGAAAAUUCCCAUUCUCUUCCCACCCCCCUCCCCCCCAUAAACAUCCACACACAUUGUAUUGCAUUUUGGUUUAUUUGGUUAUAUACCUAUCGGUGUUAUUGCAAUAUAGCAUUUAAUAAUGAAUUUUGCAAAAUUAAUUGUUCCAAAAAACCAAUAGGUACCCACCUAUCAAGGGAAAAUUGGUGCAAAUUUCACUAUAUAUGUAUGUAUAAUGUGGAAAACAACUUCCGCGUGUCGUUUGGCGAUGCUCAAGCACCAGUACUGGUGUAUUUUACCCGAAAAACCCAAAUUUCCCUCCCAAUACAUAGAACAAUAAAUUGUUACAUCGUGUGGAUAACUUCCUCCUGUAGGCAGUGAAUUAAAAUAUAUAUAGGGCACGGGGUUUGUUUUAUGCAUAAUAUGCUCAAUAUCCCGUCAAUAAUUAAUAUGAUGCCACUAUGUAACCACCCACGAUUUUAUUAGCUCUAUUAUCCACACGUCAUAUUGUGGGGUCUAAUUAGCAUAAAACUGUAUAACAAAUUGAAUUAUAUGACCCAUUUAAAUGAAUCAGCUAUUUUCAAAAUAUUUAUCCCUCUCGCCAACCACUUUUUGCACUUUUUAAUCCCCACAACGGGGGUGGAUAUCGCCGUGAAUAACCCGAAAAAAUUGACUUUUACCGCUUUUACCACACACAAACGCGCGCGCGGGUGGGAUAUGCAAAGGCCUCGCGCAUCAUUUUUGCUCAUUAUAAUUGUAACAAACUCUAUGUUUAUUUUUUAUAUUAAUCCAUUUGCAUAUUCAUUCAAUUGGUAAUUCAAUUUUCACAUUACUGUGAGACAGUCUGCACAUUAUGUUGAAUACCAAAUGACAAUGGUGUGGUAUUAUAGUGUUAAUUUAUUUUUUGCAAUUUCACUUAUGUACAUCAACUCAUCUUUUUUUCACAAUGCUGAUUAUUUGUAAUUAUAACAUUUUUAUAAAAUUAAUUUUUAAUACCAAACUCGAGGGGGAUUGACAAAAAAAGUCUAAUAGAAUAUUAUUAAGGAUAGGGGAUGAAUUUUAAUUUUCGAAGAGAUGCUGCUGGUUGAAGUGGGCAAAUAUUUCUCGACUGAACAUUCUAUGAAGACAAAACGUGCGUUCAAAGUUAAAUAUUUGCAAAAGAAAAUUUUCAAGUAGAUCAGAGUUGAUGAUAUUUUGCAAUAUAUAAAGUAAAGAAAAAAAUUAUUUUAUUUGGCACCUCUAUUUUCAUUUUAUAAAUUACUUUAUUGUAAGAAUAAUUUUCAAAAAGUUUUCUUUUGUAAAGAGAUAAAUUCUGACGUUCAGUAGCUAAGAUACAUCUCAUAAAAUCAAUAUGCUAGUUUAUUAAUUUUUUAACCAAAUUAAAAAAAACUCCUGCACUUUCUUUUGAUUUAUGAUGAGCUGGUAAAAUUUUUCUAACAAUCUUUUAAAUGAUUUUUAACUAAAAUAUCAGAUAUAAGCUGUGAUUCUUUCUUUUUUUAGUACAAAAUGUAUCUGCUAAAAGAUCUGAAAAAAUACGUAGAUCCUUAAAAUCUUAAGCAAUCUUUCACAAAGAAUCUCAAAAAUUCUUACAAUUCUAGAAUAUCGUACGAAUACACAAGAAAACGAUUUUUUUUAUACAGAAACAAAUCACAAAUCUCAUCUUCAAUCUAUAUUUUCACAAAAUUCACAACUCUGUUGAGAAAUAGAGCGCUCACGAUUUUUUCUCCUUCUACUGCACAAAAAAAAUCAAUCAUUUUCACAAAGAAUUUCAGAGGCACGUCACGAUUUUGGUCCCUCUUAAGCAAAAAAAAAAUUUGCAAGUUCUUUCAACGCAGCCAGACACUCCCCCAGAGCGUAUGAAAUUGCUGCAAUAUAUUGCCCUCAUUGGCACAUGCACAAAAGUUGAGGUCAUUUUAAUAACAUGUAAAUUUGGGCACUGGGCCAUUUGCCUUGAAUGACCUUCCGGAGGAUGUGGGGCAGGAAAACCUCUCUUCCUGUGGGAUGGCACACCAUAGCAAUUCACGAAGAGUCGGGAAAAAUAAUAACGAAUGUGUGCAUCGAAGGGUGUGUGGAUGGAAUUAUUUAUGGGAAAAAUAUUGACCACCCCUGGUAAAAAUUGAGGGGUCAAAAUCGCCCAUUUAUCUACAGAUUUGGUGGUUUAUUUAAUUUAAUAGUACGGCGAUUGAAACUAUUCUUUUUAGGGGUGUUGGAAAAAUCACCAUUGCUUCAUGAAUAAAAUAAAAGUCUGUGGUUUUAUUUUUUGAGGGAAAAUUCGUAAAUUAAAAAUGGAGAGAGAAAUCUAUGAAGAACACCACAAAUGUGGAAAAUUGUAGUUAGAUUCGAUCAUAAUAAAUUUAAAAGAAAUGAAAUCUUAAAUUAAAAUGUGGAUAAAACUACAUACAGUGUAAUUUAUUUAUAAGAAAAAAAAUGAGCAGAAAAUAAUUUUAAGAUGAUAGUGAAAAUCAAUGUGAAUCUUCAUGAUGCAUUUCAAAGAAAAAAAAUGAAAGAAAUAUUAACAUUUCUGACCAUAUUUACAUUUAAUUAUAUUUUAUAUACGUGUGAAAGAGAGGUAACGGUAGGGAAAAGAAGGAUAACUCAAGUGUGGGGAUAAAGUAAGAAUUAAUCUUAAAAAAUAAACUUGUAAUUUUUAAAUGUCAGAAAGAAAAAAAGUGAGAUAAUAAAGUCAUUUGUUUCUAAGA